Mus caroli (Ryukyu mouse) is the source of this 5290-nucleotide messenger RNA. NCBI's taxonomy places the organism in Eukaryota, Metazoa, Chordata, Mammalia, Rodentia, Muridae. The record is from RefSeq and is a predicted model, not a curated record.
GAGGCGCGAGGCCCGGCCGCGCGGAGCCAUGGCGAGAGGCCGCGCUGCGGCGCCCGCGACACGAUCCCCGGCCCGGUCCCUGUCCCCGGCCGCGCCCCCACCCGCCACCCCGGGGCCCACUCGGCCCCCGCCCCCGCGCGCCCCCGGCCCGUGACACGCGCGUGCAGAGCCCCGGAGCGUCCCGGAUCGCCGGGCACCCGCCUACGCUGAGCCUCGCAGUCCCGGGAACGUGAGCCACUGGCGGCCGGGGCCGGGCGGACAACGAAUCGGAGCAGCGACACCGGCCCCGGGACCGCGCCCGCCGUCCCCGCGCCUCCUGCGGAUUCUCUGUGAGCCGCACCUUCUGGUACACUGAAUCUCCCGGGGGGCCAUCCGCCCGACUGCCCCUGACUCCGGCAGUGGGGACUCCCCAUGGCAGUGGGCACCUCCCCUUGAAACCUGCCAAGCUGGACGCCACAGCCCUGCACGACGACACCUCGGCCAGCUCCACGCCCAUCUCUGAGGCUUGCAGCCAUGCGGUCCUCGCCUGCGGCCCGGGCAUCCCUGAAGAGUACUAUGUGAGCGAGGCUGUGGAAGAUGCUCCCAGCUACAGAGAGCACCGGGAUGCCUGCACCAUCACCGACGUGUGCAACAGCACCAACCUUCCAGAAGUUGAGAUCAUUAGCCUGCUGGAGGAACAGCUGCCCCAUUACAAGCUAAGAGCGGACACCAUCUAUGGUUACGACCACGAUGACUGGCUGCAUACGCCCCUCAUCUCCCCAGAUGCCAACAUCGACCUCACAACUGAGCAGAUCGAGGAGACGCUGAAAUACUUCCUUCUAUGUGCCGAAAGAGUUGGCCAGAUGACUAAGACAUACAAUGACAUUGAUGCUGUCACCAGGCUUCUUGAGGAGAAAGAGCGGGAUUUGGAGCUGGCUGCGAGGAUCGGCCAGUCAUUGUUGAAGAAGAACAAGACCCUAACUGAGAGGAAUGAACUGCUGGAAGAGCAGGUGGAGCACAUCCGGGAGGAGGUGUCUCAGCUCCGACAUGAGCUGUCCAUGAAAGACGAGCUGCUUCAAUUCUACACCAGUGCCGCUGAGGAGAGCGAGCCCGAGUCUGUCUGCUCAACCCCGCUGAAGAGGAAUGAGUCCUCCUCCUCCGUCCAGAAUUACUUCCACCUGGACUCUCUUCAGAAGAAGCUCAAGGACCUUGAAGAGGAGAACGUUGUACUUCGAUCUGAGGCCUGUCAGCUGAAGACAGAGACCAUCACCUAUGAGGAGAAGGAGCAGCAGCUGGUGAACGACUGCGUGAAGGAGCUGAGGGAUGCCAACGUCCAGAUUGCGAGCAUCUCUGAGGAGCUGGCUAAGAAGACGGAAGAUGCCGCCCGGCAGCAGGAGGAGAUCACGCACCUGCUGUCGCAAAUCGUGGACUUACAGAAGAAGGCAAAAUCUUGCGCAGUGGAAAAUGAAGAGCUUGUCCAGCACCUGGGCGCUGCCAAGGAUGCCCAGCGUCAACUCACAGCCGAGCUCCGAGAGCUGGAGGAUAAGUACGCGGAGUGCAUGGAGAUGCUUCACGAGGCUCAGGAGGAGUUGAAGAACCUGCGGAACAAGACGAUGCCCACGUCCCGGCGCUACCACUCUCUGGGCCUGUUCCCCAUGGACUCGUUGGCUGCAGAAAUCGAGGGAACUAUGCGCAAGGAGCUGCAGCUGGAAGAGCUGGAGUCUCCAGACAUCACCCACCAGAAGCGUGUCUUCGAGACGGUGAGGAACGUCAAUCAAGUGGUCAAGCAGAGAUCACUAACCCCUUCCCCCAUGAACAUCCCGGGCUCCAACCAGUCCUCAGCCAUGAACUCCCUCCUGUCCAGCUGCGUCAGCACCCCUCGCUCCAGCUUCUACGGCAGCGACGUCAGCAACGUGGUCCUCGAUAACAAAACCAACAGCAUCCUCCUGGAGACCGAGGCAGCCGACCUGGGGAACGAGGACCACAAUAAGAAGCCGGGCACACCAGGCACGCCAGGCUCCCAUGACCUGGAGACAGCACUUAGGCGGCUAUCCCUACGCCGGGAGAACUACCUGUCUGAGCGGAGGUUCUUCGAGGAGGAGCAGGAGAGGAAGCUGCGAGAGCUGGCUGAGAAGGGGGAGCUGCACAGUGGCUCGCUCACGCCCACCGAGAGCAUCAUGUCCCUGGGCACACACUCACGCUUCUCCGAGUUCACGGGCUUCUCUGGCAUGUCCUUCAGCAGCCGCUCCUACCUGCCCGAGAAGCUGCAGAUCGUGAAGCCACUCGAAGGUUCAGCCACGCUUCACCACUGGCAGCAAUUGGCCCAGCCUCAUCUUGGGGGCAUCCUGGACCCCCGUCCUGGUGUGGUCACCAAGGGCUUCCGGACUUUGGACGUUGACCUGGAUGAAGUGUACUGCCUUAACGACUUUGAGGAAGAUGAGACAGGUGACCACAUUUCUCUGGCGGGCCUAGCUACCUCCACGCCAAUUCAGCACCCGGAGACCUCAGCGCACCACCCUGGGAAGUGCAUGUCACAGACCAACUCAACUUUCACCUUUACCACCUGCCGCAUCCUGCACCCUUCAGACGAGCUCACUCGGGUCACGCCAAGCCUUAACUCUGCCCCAGCUCCGGCUUGUAGCAGCACCAGCCACUUGAAAUCCACGCCAGUGGCCACGCCAUGCACCCCCCGGAGACUGAGCCUGGCUGAGUCUUUCACAAAUGUCCGGGAGUCCACGACAACCAUGAGCACGUCCCUGGGGCUGGUAUGGUUGCUGAAGGAGCGAGGCAUCUCAGCGGCCGUGUACGACCCCCAGAGUUGGGACAGAGCCGGCAGGGGCUCCCUCCUCCACUCCUACACCCCUAGGAUGGCUGUGAUCCCGUCCACCCCACCAAACUCCCCUAUGCAAACACCCUCGGCCUCCCCGCCCUCCUUCGAGUUCAAGUGCACGAGCCCUCCCUACAACAACUUCCUGGCUUCCAAGCCUGCCAGCUCUAUCUUGAGGGAGGUGAGGGAAAAGAGGCCCGUGCGGAGCAGCGAGAGCCAGACAGAUGUGUCUGUCUCCAACCUCAACCUUGUAGACAAAGUCAGGAGGUUUGGGGUGGCCAGAGUGGUGAACUCAGGACGAGCCCAUAUCCCUACCUUGACUGAGGAACAGGGACCUCUCCUCUGUGGACCCACAGGGCCUGCACAGGCUCUUGUCCCUGGGGGCCUGGUCCCCGAGGGCCUGCCUCUGGGGUGCCCCAGUGGCAUCCGACGGAAUCGCAGCUUCCCCACCAUGGUCGGGUCCAGUGUGCAGAUGAGAGCCCCUGUGAUCCUCACCUCGGGCAUCUUGAUGGGUGCUAAGCUCCCCAAACAGACUAGCUUGCGGUGAGGCCGGGGAUCUCUGUCCUGUCUGCUCCCUGCCUCCUGCCCCCGACAGAGCACUCACACCCCUGUCUCCUCUGAGGUCCACUCCUCCUGAGUUAGACAGAUCAAUUGUGUGCCUCUUGGGGGAAGAGUGGAACUCCAUAUGGUGUGUAUACAGGACUUGGGGACCUUGCGUCUGCUCUCUCAUCCAAUCCACAGGAAGUAAUAACCCUACAAGGUCACAAUCUUGUGAGGAUGGCACCUGAGCUCAUUUGGGGGAAGGUGGCGUCCUUUCUUCCUUACUUUUAAGAAGCACUGAAAUUCCCAAGGCUGUUCUUAUCCCAUGGAUAGGAAUCUGGUGAAUUCUGCAUAAGACUGUCAGGGUGCACACAGAGCCGCCAUGUGGCACAGGUCUCCUCGCUCACCUAUGACAGCCGACAGACAGGGCUGCUCGCCAUCGGAGAGCUGUUCUUUCAGUUGUAGGUGGCCCAGCUUCAUCAAGGUCUGCACUAUCCUGCCCCGAUGGACUGUCUGUUCUCCAGACUUCUUUUCCCGUCUCUGACUUGAAGUUACCUUGUAUUUUGUCACAAGCUGUCAGGGUUAGAGCCUGACGCGAAAAGAAUGUAUUUACACUCUGAUGCGCCAUCAGGCGGCCCCUCUGUGUUCUGUGUGAUCGAUUUUUUUUUCUUCCCAUUUCUAAAAUUUUUAUUUGCAGGGAAGUCUCAGUACUGGCAGUUUCUCUUGGUUCUGACACCAAAGUGCAGACGGCACACACGCUAACUCUCUAAUGACAGAGCUUAUUUCUGGGACCCAACGUCACAGCCAGGGUGAUGUAUGACCAGUUCUCAUUGUAACAAUAGGAUCAUGGGGAAGGGGACAGGGCUGUUAAACCUAUACAUGGUGGAGGGGAAGGGCCGAAGUCACAACACACCUCAGGGCAUCCUGAGCCAAGGUGUGUCAAGUGUGAUGGCUGCUGGCCCCUUUCCACUCUGAAGGGAGCUCAGGCCACAUCGUAGAGCUCCGUGGCCCUCAGUGGCUGCAGUUUUUAGUCCCCUCAUUUCAAAACUAGAAUUAAGUUUCCUCCUCAUCCCCCAAGUCCAUUGUCCCCUCAUCCCAUUUCUGCCCAUAGGAAAAGAUCAGAGGUGCUUAUGAAUGGAAGAAGUGUGAGCAAGUGAGCGUGGCCUGGGCCUGCUGCUGUCACCUGUGCAGUUAUGAAUUUUUAUUUAUUAUCCAUGUGUGCUGUAUUUUAAUCACAUGCUGUCUCCGCUUCCAGCUCAAGCCUCUGUGUGUGUGUGUGUGUGUGUGUGUGUGUGUGUGUGUGUGUGUGUGUGAGAGAGUGAGAGAGAGAGAGAUCCCAGCCCAGGUAUAUUAUUUAUUUACUUUUGUCUGAGGAUGGCUGUAUGUCUGUGUGUCACAUGGUCACCUGCCCCAGACAUCAGUGGAAGGAUAGCAUCCUGUGUACAAGAAAUUGUCACAUGAACAACUCCCCCACCCUCAGCAAAAGAUGUUUCCUUGAAUGGAGGAGGGUCACCUUAUGCCCACCAAGGAUGCUUUGAGAAGGUCUCCAAGCAGCCAGUGUCAGUCCCACGAUUUCAAACUAUUUAUUCUCCAAACAGAGUGCUGGUUCAUCGCGUUCUCUGCUCUCCUGGCUGCCGCAGAUACGCGCAGUCACUUACACUUUAUUUGAAUGUAUUUUAAAGCGGUAGGUAGAAGAGGAAAGGAGGGUGACAACUUUGGCUUGGAUGGACCACGUCACGUGUUCAGAGCGGCCUCCCUCCCGUCCACACUGGAAGCACCAGUGUAAGAACCGACGACACUUUAGGGGUGGUGAUAGGAUCGUUAGCAAACCGGUGAUCAACAUUAAGCAACACUACCAAAAACAUCGUGUUGUGAUGCAUCAGGAUCAGCCACAAGAUUUCAUUCACUAACGAAUAUCAAUAAAAACAAGCUCAAAGAUGGAAA